GAAAACGCGAGAGAUGCUCGCGUCUGGCAUAUAAAGAAAGUCAACGAACAGCGGGGUAAGGAAGUUUGUAGAAAUCUCCCUUUCUUCACGCCGUCACCGAAUGGGACGCAAUAUCACGCCUCUAUGGAGCUGGCAAGGCAACAAACCAGAAGAAAUUUGAGAAUGUACUACACUUCAAAGAGCAAAAGCUAACGUCUUCAGCUGUCAUUCUACUUUUUCUGACGUUGUUAGUGCAAGUGAAAAACCACUUGUAUCGCUUUUCCAUGGUAAACCAGGGUUAGGUCUUAACCCUCUCAGAUAUCAGCGUUACUUUGAAAAUCUUGCAGCCAAGACGUCACUUAUUGAGCCACAGAAUCUGUACCCAACAGCAGAGGCUGCCCGAUUUCACAGCCUUCGCAUCUACCUACAGGUGAAGCAGUGGCAGGGAGAAAGGUGCUGGCAUGUCAAUGGAGAACUGGAGGUGGAAAGUCACUAA
Molecule: messenger RNA, 475 nt
Organism: Porites lobata
Lineage: Eukaryota; Metazoa; Cnidaria; Anthozoa; Scleractinia; Poritidae
Source: the annotation of a GenBank genome assembly